AUCUUUGCAGCUUAUUGUGAUUUCAACCGUGGAGGAUGGUCCUAUGCAUCACCUUUCAAGAGGCUGUUCUCUGAUCAGCAUUAAGCAUGGCCACGCCCGCCCUUAACUCCUGACUGUGGGGAAAGAGGCUGUGUGGGUGACAGAUUGGAAGGUUUACUACUGCCUUAAUCCUCUUCUCUGCAGUUGAGGUUUCAGGUUUCAACCCUCCCAAUACCACAAGACAGUGCAGCGAGCACCGGCGGCCGCCGCCUCCGCCUCCGCGCCUCAAGCCCGGCAGCCUGCAGAUUUCAGCGCCGCCGCCGCGCACUCGCCCUGCCCUAGACCAGGGUUGGGCGCAGCGGCGGAGGCUGCUUCUGGGCUGCGCGAGCUGGGCGCGCUGGAGGGCGGCGAUCGCAGCUGGGCCGGGACUUCCUUCCUCCAGCGCACGGCAACAAAACAACCCUGCAGCAGGCACUGAGCGCUUGGCAGCUGUCCGGGCGAGCGAGAGGCACAGCGAUGGGCUCCGUGCUGAGCAGCGACAGCGGCAAGUCGGCGCCCGCCUCUGCCACCCCGCGGGCCCUGGAGCGCAGGGGGGACCCGGAGUUGCCCGUCACGUCCUUCGACUGCUCCGUAUGCCUUGAGGUGUUACACCGGCCUGUCCGGACCCGCUGUGGCCACGUAUUCUGCCGUUCCUGUAUUGCUACCAGUCUAAAGAACAACAAGUGGACUUGUCCUUAUUGCCGGGCAUAUCUUCCUUCAGGAGGAGUUCCAGCAACUGAUGUAGCCAAAAGGAUGAAAUCAGAGUUUAAGAACUGCACUGAGUGUGACACCCUGGUUUGCCUCAGUGAAAUGAGGGCACAUAUUCGGACUUGUCAGAAGUACAUAGAUAUGUAUGGACCACUACAAGAUCUUGGGGAGACAGCAGCAAGGUGUGUAUGUCCCUUUUGUCAGAGGGAACUGGAUGAAGACAGCUUGCUGGAUCAUUGUAUUACUCAUCACAGAUCGGAACGAAGGCCUGUGUUCUGUCCACUUUGCCGUUUAAUACCUGAUGAGAAUCCAACCAGCUUCAGUGGCAGUUUAAUAAGACAUCUGCAAGUUAGUCACACUUUGUUUUAUGAUGAUUUCAUAGAUUUUAAUAUAAUUGAGGAAGCUCUUAUCCGAAGAGUCUUAGAUCGGUCACUUCUUGAGUAUGUGAAUCACUCAAACACCACAUAAUUUUAGUAAAAGGAAAGGAAAAGGGACCACUGAAUCACAUCAUUCAAGAUGCUGCUUGAACAAAUUGGAAGUUGUCAAUGCUUGAUGGGCAAAAAUGAACAACACAGUUAUACAUUUGUCCAUGUUUAUUGUUAUAGUGCAUUUUAAAACUGCUUUAAUUUUGAUGGUUUAAAUCUGUUUUACGUUCUUGGGAUUUUUACACAUUUAACAACCCAAAAUUGUCUACAUCAGUCAUUAUUAUAUGGAAAAGACACAGGGUAGGCAAGUGGGUGGAGGAUCUUGGUUUGCAAAUUAGAUAACACUCAGUGUCUAAUGCUACAUAUUAAUAACUCCCAUCAUGGUUAGGCCCGGUAACUAAUCUUUGUUCUACGUAAAAAAACAGAGUGAAACAAAGUGCAGACAUUCGAAGAAAUACGAACUCUGCUCUAAUGCUCUUGUUCUAAUCUCUAAUAGAAUAACAUUAAUAAUCUUGUAUGGGAGUUAGAAAGGAAAACUUUGGAAGUCAAGAAAGUCCAUUUAGGCUGGGUGCCGUGACUCAUGCUUGUAAUCCCAGCACUUUUGGAGGCCGAAGUGGGUGGAUCAUGAGGUCAGGAGUUUGUGACCAGCCUGGCCAUCACAGUGAAACUCCGUCUCUACUAAAAAUAAAAAAAUUAGCUGGAUGUGGUGUCGGGCACCUGUAAUCCCAUCUAUUCGGGAGGCUGAGGCAGGAGAAUCUCUUGAACCCAGAAGGCAGAGGUUGCAGUGAGCCAAGAUUGCACCACUGCACUCCAGCCUGGGCAACAGAGCUAGACUCUGUCUCAAAAAAAAAAAAAAAGAAAAAAAAAGAAAGAAAGAAAGCCCAUUUAACCAAAUUGUAUUACAUAAUACUGUAACAAAAUAAAUUUUGUGUUAGAAAAGGAAACUUAAUUAUUUGACUUUUUAUAACUAUGAAUACAUAAGAAUUUAGUAUUUUUCAAAUAUUUGUAGCUAUUUAGAAAUAUUUCUAUAAUAUAGGCAAUUUCUUAAGAACCAUCAGAUGAUAUUUACAGAAGUAUUUGCAUGCAUACUUUAUAGUAUAUAGGAAACCGUAAGGGCUUUGAUUUCUUUUUCGAUUGUAAUAUUUUUAAAAAUUAUAAAAUAAAAGUACUGAAAAACAGACACAAAAUUUAUAGCUGAAUGCAUUAUUAUAAGGAAAUACUCUUUUAGGACUCAGCCACUCACUCCACAUGUACUUUUUGUAUCCAGUCACAAUUAUAACUCCACAAAAGUAACCACUAGACUGACCUCAACAGUAAUCAUUUGUUGCAUUUGAUUACUGCUGUAACACCUAAAUGCACCUCUGUAUUUUAGUAUUAUGAAUUUAAAUUUGUUAUUAGAUGUAUAUUUUAUUUUACAUGUCUUUUAAAAUCUAUAAGCUCCUCCUUCUUUCCAGCUCUUUAAAAUUUACCUGGGGAAGAAACUGCCUGACCUUAGGACCUACAGAGUUUCCCAUAAUCUGUAUUUUGCUGAUUUCACAUUGAAGGCACAGUUCAGCACAUUCCCUUGUCCUCUGGAUAUUGGCAAACAGCUCAGAUUCAGACACAUUGAAUAUGAGAAGACUCAGGUUCAGUCCUUUCGGCAAGACUAUAAGUCAUGGUGUGUUGUUUCUUUUUCUUUCUCUCUCUCUC
Messenger RNA from Cebus imitator (Panamanian white-faced capuchin), 2840 nucleotides. It is a transcript of the gene RNF125, whose product is annotated as ring finger protein 125. The coding region runs from base 496 to 1194 and encodes 232 amino acids. Gene Ontology annotation, molecular function: ubiquitin protein ligase activity. Gene Ontology annotation, biological process: ubiquitin-dependent protein catabolic process; protein polyubiquitination. The record is from RefSeq and is a predicted model, not a curated record. NCBI's taxonomy places the organism in Eukaryota, Metazoa, Chordata, Mammalia, Primates, Cebidae. The transcript has 6 exons.